AUGGAAACCAUCCAUAACGAUGCAAAUAACAUUCUGGAGACGAUCAAAAAAGCAUGGAUCAGACUGCGUUAUCUCCAUCCUUCUCUUGCCACAGAAGUUGGCCAAAAGGAAUUCCGGUAUAUGGCUCUCAAAAGUAAAGAGGAUAUUGAAAAUUGGCUGGAGAAGACUUUCAUCGUUAAAGAGUGUGACUCGCAUGCGGAAGUACAAGGCUGUCAAGACCUCAGUAUCGCACCUGCUGCCCAGUCGCCUGUACUCUACUACUUCCCUGGCAAGAAAAGAUUAAUUCUGCGCAUGGAUCACAUGCAUGGGGAUGGACAAGCGGUUGUGAACAUGCUACAAGAUCUCUUUACUGAGAUCCAGCGCUUGAACUUGGGUGGAGGAAUUGUGAACGAACCUUGGGGUGCGGAAGUGCACAACCUUGCUUCUAGUGCAUUCGACGCUGCGGGAAUAACCACCUUGGAAGAUUCCUGGUCCUCGAAUCUUGUCUCGUCUUUGCCCCAGCCACGAGCAGAGGGAGAGGCGUUCGAAAUACCUUCCUUUAAUAACACGCACCCACCUGGAGCAGGCAAGACACAAUCUCUCGACUUUUCCGAAAACGAAACAUCUGAGCUUCUGGAUCAAGCCCAAAAACAGAAUUUGGGGAUCACUGCUUUUGUGCAUGCAGCACUUCUCCAUGCCGGAAAGAGAAUUAGCCCCAAUUCUGAAAGCAUGGUCCAUUCAACCGUUCUUAUUUUCAGUUUUCGAGAAAGAUGUACCGACUCGCCUCCCAAUGCCAAUGCAAGGGCUGCUGCUCUGCGGAUUGGCUUUUGGCCUAUACAGGUGUCGAUGUCGGAUGAUUUUCAACGUACAGCCUUGCAUAUUAAACAUGAAUACAAGUCCCUUGCUCAUCGAAAGUCUGCUGCCCUUAUCACGAUGGUACCAUAUUUACAGAAAUGCGCGUCAGCACUGUCUCAAGAAUACUUCAAGGCAAUACUACCCAGCUUCAUUGGGAAUCUCUCGAAAGUCUUCCCGAAAAGCUACGGAUCUUUCAAAGUCCGGGACUUCUGGAUGGCUGCGGUCCCAACCGACGAACGAAUUUAUCUUGGAAUCCAGACCUUUGGUAAUAAAUUGUCUAUCAGGGCCUGUUACAACCAAACAUAUCAUACAGAUGAGCAGAUAGCCAACUACCUUCUGCAAAUUAGACAAGAGAUGUAUGCCGGUCUGACAACUGAUGUUGAAAAGCUCAAUUUCCUGUCGAUGUUAACCUUGCAAGGCUAG
This is a messenger RNA of Penicillium subrubescens, 1257 nucleotides long. RefSeq lists its product as uncharacterized. The transcript has a single exon. Bases 1 to 1257 code for a protein of 418 amino acids. NCBI's taxonomy places the organism in Eukaryota, Fungi, Ascomycota, Eurotiomycetes, Eurotiales, Aspergillaceae. The record is from RefSeq and is a predicted model, not a curated record.